This is a messenger RNA of Trypanosoma brucei brucei TREU927, 1140 nucleotides long. RefSeq lists its product as hypothetical. The record is from RefSeq and is a predicted model, not a curated record. NCBI's taxonomy places the organism in Eukaryota, Euglenozoa, Kinetoplastea, Trypanosomatida, Trypanosomatidae. Bases 1 to 1140 code for a protein of 379 amino acids. The transcript has a single exon.
AUGAGACGCCUAUUUGUUUUCUUUACGCAUUUAUUUGUUUUGUGCCCCCUAUUCUUAUUUACUUUUUGUUUUUUUGCCUUUUGUCACAUCGUAUACUUGGGGCCUGAACAGGCGGGGACUGGCCGAAGUAUGGCAACCCAUCUCAUUCCGACGGCUGCGGGCGCGGGUUUAGCAUUGCGGCUCUUAGACUGUUCGGCGUGUGCACUCAUGAACUCUUUAUCAGGAUGGAAGGUCACACUUGAGGGUCGUCGCGAUAUUGCCAACUUCUCCCUUGACAUAAUAACGGGUGGAAUGAUGAUUGGUGGGGCGGCCGAAACGCUUGUGCCUUUUCGACUACUUGAAACCCUCCACCAAACGUUUGAUGCACCUUAUUCUGGUGGUACAUCACACAAAGCUGCGUGGGAUGCCGUACCAAGGUAUGAUCAGUUUGUUGUUUUGAUAGCCCCAUGCGAUGUCCCGCAACUCAUACAGAAGUUUCCUCUCUACAAGAAGGUGUGCUUGUGUGUUCCCUCGGGACCACUUUGCUCGCGUAUGCUUUUUGAGAAGUACUUGGAAGAGUUCUAUGCGGAGGAAUUCAACCCCGCACUAUCUGCGUUGGCGGACAUGGGCGGCUACAAAUGCACCGCGUGGCUACGGUCCUCGCUUACAUGCCGCUACGAGGGACUUUACGUACCGGGUGUGCGUGUAGCAGAGGCUGCCGCGAGGUUACUAAGCUGCGAUAUCCUUGGCGAAGGCGGUGGUUGUUCCUGUGAGCGUGUGGUAUUUGAAGAGGGAAUCUUUGGUCUAACGCCCCGCUGGCUGGAAACCGUAAUGAAAACGGCGGCAUCAUGUGGCGUUCCAAUGAGGUGUGUGAUGUUGGCGCUCUGCCGCGGUGAGAGUGGAAAUGUCGGAGAAAACUACGUUCUCUCCAAGGCUAUGGAAGUGGGCAUCGACACAAUAGCCGUAACAGCUGUUCCCACUCCUCUUUUUCCAGGCACAGAGGGGCUUCUGGGAAUCGAUGAUGUCCGAACCUUCGUGUCAGGGUGGAACGACGCGGGAAACGCGGCCGCCUCCCUUGAAGAACUCGAGUUGGUGGAUGAUUGUGUGGAGUACUGCGCUUUGGUGCGGAAGCAAUGGCAGUCGUUGAUGCCAACGAUAUAA